UUUGAAGGUAUAAAAAAGGAGUGAAAAUCACUUGUUGCACUUCACUCCCUCUCCUCUUCAGUUGCCUGACAUUGGACUCUCAAGCCUAAUCAUGAGCAGGAACUUCUUGUCCAAAAAUGACGAGCUCCGCAGGGGGGACUACCUGAUGUCCAACAAUGGGGAGUAUAAGGCUGUUUUCCAGGAGGACGGUAACUUUGUCAUCUAUGGCUGGAAGCAUGUGUGGGAUUCAGAAACUGCAGGAACAGACGCUAUCCGCCUGUGCAUGCAGGCCGACUGUAACCUGGUCAUGUACAACAAGUGUGACAAGCCAAGGUGGCACACAAACUCGGCCAAUUCCAAAUGCAACAUGUGCCGUCUUCAGCUGACCAAUGACGGGAAACUGAUACUGAACACGGAAUGUGAUGAACUCUGGAGCUCUGAGAAGUCCAGAGGCAUGAAGUGAUCGAUUUAAACAACUACUGGAAGUUGAUUUGAGUUGGUAAAUCUGAUGUUUUGUAAUUUGGAGUCAAAUAAAAACUUUUGACGUAA
Cheilinus undulatus (humphead wrasse) is the source of this 528-nucleotide messenger RNA. Its product is annotated as mannose-specific lectin-like. Lineage: Eukaryota; Metazoa; Chordata; Actinopteri; Labriformes; Labridae. Bases 92 to 442 code for a protein of 116 amino acids. The transcript is spliced from 3 exons. The record is from RefSeq and is a predicted model, not a curated record.